AACACCAUUGUUGGGUGCUGAAUGUGAAGCGAGGAGUUUUUCUCCUCCUCCAAACCUGUGAUGAAGCCGUGUUCCAAUGAAAGCAGGUGGAAUUCCCCCUUUCAACCAAUGGCGCUCUGCCCUCGCAACAAUCCUUUCGAAAAGGAUGUAUGGGCUCGGUUAUGGCGCUGGCGUGAAGUUGUUGGAAACGGGCAAGCCCAGGAAGCAGGAUUUUGGCACUACUGCACCACCUAAAGCUUAGGGCUGCCCGCUUGAAUGGGAACAAGUGAGCAGACCAUUCAUAUUUGCUCAAACGUACACCUUGGGAGCCACUUCAGCGACGUCGGAUUGAAGAUAGUGAUUUCUACAAAAGUCUCUCUGUCAAAACCGAGCACGCACCGAGUUACCACGGGCUAAAAAAAAGAGGCAUGGAUCGCAAGAGUUAGACUGAGUUCUAACUCCCCUCGAGCUGUUUGUGUUUUUAACUGAGGAGAAGGACUAAAAGAGUCACCAUGCCUGCCAAAACAAAGUACAAUUUAGUCGAUGAUGGACACGAUUUGCGGAUUCCUUUACAUAAUGAGGAAGCAUUCCAACAUGGGAUUAAUUUCGAAGCAAAGUAUAUCGGUAGUUUGGAUGUGGCUCGACCCAACAGCCGUGUGGAGAUUGUUGCGGCCAUGAGGCGGAUAAGGUAUGAAUUUAAAGUAAAGAAUAUCAAAAAGAAGAAAGUCAACAUCAUCGUGUCCGUGGACGGGGUGAAAGUAGCACUGCGAAAAAAGAAAAAGAAAAAAGAAUGGACCUGGGAUGAAAGCAAGAUGAUGGUGAUGCAAGACCCAAUAUACAGGAUAUUCUACGUAUCACACGACUCUCAAGAUCUGAAGAUCUUCAGUUACAUAGCAAGAGAUGGACAGAGCAAUGUGUUUCGAUGUAACGUCUUCAAAUCAAAGAAAAAGAGCCAAGCCAUGCGGGUAGUGCGGACGGUGGGUCAGGCUUUUGAGGUCUGUCAUAAACUUAGCCUGCAACACACCCAGCAAAACGCAGAUGGCCAGGAAGAUGGUGACACUGACAAGACAUGCACAGAUUCUGGAGUAACAGGGCGGGAGCUCACAGGGGCCGAAAAGCCAGCUGCAGAUGAGACAGACAUUGAUGCAGAGGAGCUUCCCCUCCCCGACAGCACAAUGGACGAGUUCAAUCGCGGAGUCACUGACCUGGAUGUGGCCAAGAAAGAGGAAGAUGUCACCAAGGACAAAAAGCCCUCUGAAGAGCCCAACAUCCUGCUGGCUUCCCCUAAGUUGCUGCUUCCUUCAGGCAGUCAGCUGCCGGCCAGCACUCCCCUGUCUGUGCACCACCAGCUCCAGCUGCUCCAGCAGCAGCUCACCCAACAGCAGCAGCAGACACAGGUGGCCGUGGCCCAGGUUCAUCUGCUGAAGGAUCAGCUCUCUGCAGAAGCUGCGGCGAGGAUUGAGGCCCAGGCUCGAGUUCACCAGCUGCUGCUGCAGAAUAAGGACCUACUGCAGCAUAUUUCUCUCCUGGUCAAACAGGUUCAGGAGCUGGAGCUCAAGCUGGCUGGGAAUGGCUCUAUGGGAUCCCAAGACAGUCUCCUGGAAAUCACCUUCCGUGCCAACGUGCCCCCAGUCCUAUGCGACCCCACCACCCCCAGACCAGAGAACGCCAUCCUUCCUCCACUCAACGAUGGGACACAGCUAUCCCUGCCGCUGGGCAGUCCAAUAGGUAGGAACCAGUGCUUGAUCAAGUUUGAAUGUUUCCGCUUUCUUCCGGGACCACCCCAACAGGAGGAGAGUCCCAACACACCAUCCCAAGGCGUCUCGCCCUCAUCACGGGACGAGCUUCUGGGUAGCCUCGAGCUGCUAAAAUUCCACGAGUCGGGAAUCGCAUCCGAGUACGAGUCAAACACAGAUGAGAGUGAUGAAAGCUGGGGACAGCAGGACGAGAGCACCCUGCGUCUGCUCAAUGUGCUCAACAAACACGGCCCCUCUGACUGCUUGGAGGACGAAAUUGCUGUUUAAUGUGAUUUUGCGUACUUAGAAAAACACUGCUUGAUGUUUUGCUUAGAAGGUUCAAGUCAAUCAAUGUCAAUAUUGUCAAACCGUCUACCGCUGUUUGUACUGCUGAUAAAUCUGGGAGACCAAGGUGACAUUAACCGUUUGGUGGCCGUUUAGUUUGUCACAUUUUAUGUCAUAUAUUGAAAAGCAAACAGUCGCAAAGAAUAGUAAAUACUCUUGUCUCCAUUUUAAAGUUUAGGGACACACAUCAGAUGCCAGAAUCUUGUAUCUCUAAUGGAACGUUCACACACAGCGAUGGAGGUCGCCAAGUGGCUAUAUUGUUGGUCAUCAUGGCCAUCCCUACUUCCAAACACUCCAUAUAGACAUACACACACACACACACACACACACAC
Messenger RNA from Sinocyclocheilus anshuiensis, 2392 nucleotides. RefSeq names its product nitric oxide synthase 1 (neuronal) adaptor protein a (gene nos1apa). The record is from RefSeq and is a predicted model, not a curated record. Gene Ontology annotation, molecular function: nitric-oxide synthase binding. Lineage: Eukaryota; Metazoa; Chordata; Actinopteri; Cypriniformes; Cyprinidae. The transcript has 10 exons. Bases 492 to 2003 code for a protein of 503 amino acids.